UUUUUUCCUUCUUCUAAAGAAAAGGCUCAAAAUUAGCUGUAAGAGUUUGGUCUAUUGUCUAUCGCAAACCCUAGGUCAUGGCUGGGAUGUACAAUCAAGACGGCGGCGGAGGUGCGCCUCUUCCUUCCUACGGUGGUGAUGGAUACGGCGGAGGUGGAGGUUAUGGAGGCGGUGAUGCUGGAUAUGGAGGACGCGGUUCGUCUGGCGGAGGUGGAUAUGGCGGACGCGGUGGCUACGGCGGUGGCGGGGGUAGAGGAAAUCGAGGCGGUGGCGGAUAUCAAGGCGGUGGUGGCGGCGGCAGAGGUGGUGGUGGCAGAGAUGGUGGCGGCAGAGAUGGAGAUUGGCGUUGCCCUAAUCCGAGUUGUGGGAACGUGAACUUUGCAAGGAGAGUUGAAUGUAACAAGUGUGGUGCACCUGCUCCUUCUGGAACUGGUGAUCGAGGAGGUGGUGGGUAUAGCCGAGGUGGAGGUGCCAGUGACCGUGGAGGUGGUCGUGGAGGUAGAAAUGAUAGUGGUAGGAGCUAUGAGAGUAGUAGAUAUGAUGGUGGCAGUAGGAGCGGUGGUGGCUCUUAUGGUAGUAAUAGUCAACAUAGGGAUAAUGGCUCUUAUGGCCAGGCUCCUCCUCCACCUCCUGCUGCAGCGAUUCCAUCUUACGAUGGUUCUGGCAGUUACCCUCCACCCUCGGGGUAUGGAAUGGAAGCGGUUCCUCCGCCUUCAAGCUAUGCUGGUGGGCCCCCGUCAUAUGGUGGUCCUACAGGGGGUUAUGGCGGUGAUGCACCGAGCAUCGGUGGUCGGGGUGGUAGAGGUGGUGGCUAUGAUGGUGGUAAUGCUCCUCGACGCCAGGAAGCUAGUUAUGGAGAAGAAGGUGCUGAAAAAGUCAAGCAGUGCGAUGCGGAUUGUGAUGAUACUUGUGAUAAUACCAGAAUAUACAUCACUAAUUUACCUCUGGAUGUGACAACUGAUGAACUCAAGGAUCUCUUUGGUGGCAUUGGCCAAGUUGGAAGACAGAAGCAAAAGCGGGGUUAUAAAGAUCAGUGGCCCUAUAACAUCAAGAUAUACACUGAUGAGAAGGGAAAAAAUAAAGGUGACGCCUGUCUGACUUAUGAAGAUCCUAGCGCCGCACACUCUGCAGGCGGCUUUUUCAACAAUUAUGAAAUGAGGGGGCACAAAAUUGGUGUAUCUAUGGCAGCGAAGUCUGCACCCCGUGCUCCUGCGUUUGACCAGAGAGGUGGCGGUGGUAGAGGAGGAGGAGGUGGAGGAGGGGGUGGCUAUGGUGGGGGAGACAGAAGAAGAGAUAACUAUGGGUCAGGGCCAGACAGAAACUACCAUGGUGGAAACCGGUCUCGUCCAUAUUGAGAGAAAGAGAGGAAACAAUGAAUCAGCUGUUAUGUGUUCAAAGAGUUUGUGUAUGUUAAGAGGGUGGGGGAUUUUAGUAAAAUGUUGCGUUGAUGAGGGGAAUUGUUCUAUGAAUCAUCAUCAUAUAUUGAGGAUAAAAAAAGAGAAGGAAGUGGAAAAUUAACUCCAAAAUGCAUUGGAAAUUGGUGGGUAAAGUAGGGUUCAUGAUCAUUUCAGGUGAGUGCAUUCACCUUUCACUUCCCCUUUCGACAGCACUCAUAUGUUUCAUCUUGUAAUAGGCAUUGACUUGCAAACCACACUACCCUAUACAAUUCGUAGAGAUAUUAUUCUCUUUUCUUGUUUCUUCCUUUCUUUUUUGUUAUGAGAAACCGAUCAUGUAUUCCUUUUUAAUUUUUUGGGCAAACAGGCAUGACAAGUUAACAUCCAAAUUUCUGUAAGACCCAACCUGUGUUUUUUCUCACUU
This is a messenger RNA of Eutrema salsugineum, 1818 nucleotides long. RefSeq names its product transcription initiation factor TFIID subunit 15b. The transcript has 7 exons. The coding region runs from base 78 to 1355 and encodes 425 amino acids. Gene Ontology annotation, molecular function: RNA binding. Lineage: Eukaryota; Viridiplantae; Streptophyta; Magnoliopsida; Brassicales; Brassicaceae. The record is from RefSeq and is a predicted model, not a curated record.